UAUGGUCAUAGCCGCAUCUAAUUACCCCUCGAAAAGGAUACUAAUAAACACCCUCUCCUUAUUAUAUAUCCCUUUACCGUCGACUGAUUGCUUUGUCAAGCCUGUCAAGGUUAUUAACUGCGUCGAACUCGUGUUGCCGUCGCAGGCGCAGUCGCAGCCGUCACUUUUCCAUUCUUCGUAUUUCAACUCCCCCGCCCGCCUGCUGCCGAUCACCGUUGCGAAAAACAUCCCCUCCCCUCCAUCUCUUUACGAUUCGCUAUCCAAAGUCGGGACGUGCUUUGUCAUAGUUAUUUCGCCAAAAAUCGUCAUACAUUCUAAUCUGCGUCGCGGGGGCAUUCAAAAGGGGGACAGGAAAAGAAAAAGAAGCAAGGGUCAAGAAGGAAGAAAGGGGGACAAAAAAAAAGAAAAGAAAAAAAAAAGGGAUUAAUUCUCCGGCAUUGCUGCUCUGCUAGCUAGCUGCUCAUCAUGGCCGCGCCGGAUAUCACAAACGGAGCCAAGAGCGACCACCCCGUCAACGGCUCCGCGAAGCCCUCCAAGGCCAACAUCGGCGUCUUCACUAACCCCAAGCAUGACCUGUGGAUCAACGAGGCCGAGCCUACCUUGGAGCAGGUGCAGUCUGGCGAGUCGCUCAAGGAGGGCGAGGUGGCUGUAGCUGUCCGAAGCACCGGUAUCUGCGGCUCCGACAUCCACUUCUGGAGCCAUGGCUGCAUCGGCCCCAUGGUCGUCGACGGCGACCACAUCCUCGGCCACGAGUCGGCCGGCGAGGUCAUUGCCGUGCACCCGAGCGUCGACCACCUCAAAGUCGGCGACCGCGUGGCCAUCGAGCCCAACGUCAUCUGCAACGCCUGCGAACCCUGCCUGACCGGCCGCUACAACGGCUGCGAGCGCGUCCAGUUCCUCUCCACCCCGCCCGUCCCGGGCCUCCUGCGCCGCUACGUCAACCACCCGGCCGUGUGGUGCCACAAGAUCGGGUCCAUGUCCUACGAGGACGGCGCCCUGCUCGAGCCCCUGAGCGUGGCCCUCGCCGGCAUGCAGCGCGCCGACGUGCGCCUCGGCGACCCGGUCCUGAUCUGCGGCGCCGGGCCCAUCGGCCUCAUCACCCUGCUCUGCUGCCGCGCCGCCGGCGCCUGCCCGCUCGUCAUCACCGACAUCGACGACGGCCGCCUCGCCUUCGCCAAGGAGCUCUGCCCCUCCGUCGUCACCCACAAGGUCGAGCGCCGGUCCGCCGAGGACGAGGCCGCCGCCAUCGUGAGGGACGCCUUCGGCGGCGUCGAGCCCGCCGUCGCCCUCGAGUGCACCGGCGUCGAGAGCAGCAUCGCCGCCGCCAUCUGGGCCGCCAAGUUCGGCGGUAAAGUCUUCAUCAUCGGCGUCGGCCGGAACGAGAUCAACAUCCCCUUCAUGCGCGCCAGCGUCCGCGAGGUCGAUAUCCAGCUGCAGUACCGGUACUGCAACACCUGGCCCCGCGCCAUCCGUCUGGUCGAGAGCGGCGUCGUCGAUCUCAGCAAGCUCGUCACCCACCGCUUCAAGCUCGAAGACGCCCUGAAGGCCUUUGAAACCGCCAAGGACCCCAAGACUGGUGCCAUCAAGGUUCAGAUUCAAAGUUUGGAUUGAGGAGGAUCGGAGGCGAGAGGAUGCGGAUAAGGGGACAGGGCAUUUCUCCUCUUAUUUCUUCUUUUUUUUUCUUUUCUUUUCUUUCUUGCCAUGUUAUUACGUCUUGUAGAGCCUAACUUUUACCAAUGGCUCGUCAUGAUUUAACGGCUUUCUGGAUAUAAAUACAUACCUCCAUGCGUAUAGCGGCGUGUGACUGUUGUACUAUACAAUGAUGCAUCUGUAUUCUGUAGCUCCACUGGGAUCUUGAAGGCGUC
This is a messenger RNA of Sodiomyces alkalinus F11, 1865 nucleotides long. RefSeq names its product sorbitol dehydrogenase. Lineage: Eukaryota; Fungi; Ascomycota; Sordariomycetes; Glomerellales; Plectosphaerellaceae. The transcript is spliced from 2 exons. The record is from RefSeq and is a predicted model, not a curated record. Gene Ontology annotation, biological process: D-sorbitol catabolic process. Bases 466 to 1611 code for a protein of 381 amino acids. Gene Ontology annotation, molecular function: L-iditol 2-dehydrogenase (NAD+) activity.